AUGCCAUUGAAUGGUCAUCCGAAUCGUGUCGAUCGCUCCUUUGAUCAAGAUGAGCCCAUCAUACGUGAGCGUUUAUCAGGCGCCAUUAAUGCAAUAAGUAUGUCUCCAGAGGGUAACGCUGUUGUUGUUGCUGGAAGAGAAAUUUUGAAGGUUCUUUCAUUCAGCAAGACAAGAGUGGUGGAAACACUUAAUCUACGUGCAGGCAGUCAAUUGAAUUUGAAUUAUAGUAGCAAUGAUGUCAAAUGGGGAAACAAUGCUACAAAGUAUAAAGUAGCUACAGCAGCAACAAACGGUGCCAUCAUAUUAUGGGAUCUACAUAAAGUAGGUCGUAAAUCAGAGCGUGUCAUCACCGAGCAUUCUCGUGCUGUCAAUAGAAUAUCCUUUCAACCUGAUAAUGGAAAUAUAUUACUCAGUGCUUCACAAGAUGGAAUGAUGAAAUGCUGGGAUUUUCGUGAUUCCAGAAACAGUGCAAGAUAUCGGUUUGAAGGGAAAUCAGAGUCCGUACGAGAUGUUCAAUUUAAUCCAGUCAAUAUUUAUGAGUUUGCAGCUGCUUUCGAAACAGGAACAAUUCAGAAAUGGGACAUAAGAAACCCUAAAGCAUUAUACGAUCGCAAACUAAACGCUCAUAAUGGCCCUUGUCUAACAGUUGAUUGGCACUCUGGUGGGAAAUUGGUUGCAAGUGGAGGAAGAGAUAGGACAAUAAAGGUGUGGGACAUGUCAACAGACAAUAGACGUCCUUUAUAUACCAUUAGAACAGUAGCCUCUGUCUCACGGAUCCAAUGGAGACCGGGCUACGAAGAUGAGAUAGCUUCAUGUGCACUCCUUACUGACAAUCGAAUUCAUAUUUGGGAUAUUAGAAGACCUCACAUCGCAAAAUAUGUCUUUGAUGAGCAUGAUACAACCCCAACAGGCUUUCUAUGGUCAAAUUCUGAUGAGUUAUUGUCCGUAUCUAAGGAUAAAUGGUUCAUCAAGCAAAAUAUUAAACGUGCAUAUCAGCCUGUGGAUUUGUUAAAGAGAAACGGAAUGGGCUGGAAUGUCCAUGGCGAUAUUGCAUUUACUAUCGAUAGAAGUGAAAGAUCGUCCUUUGUUGAUGAGUCACUUAUUCCAAAAGCACCAAAGAAUUGGAAGAAGCUUGGGGUGAGAACCUCUUUUGAUGAGGAAGUGAUUCAAUAUAUUCCUCCUCAGAGUUGUGGCAUCGCUCAUAUGCCUUUGUUUGAUUUCAAGGCAUUCUGUAUAUUUGCUGAAAAAUACAUUAUAUCAAGUGACAAUGUUGCAUUUGCCUGUGAUCAAAAUGCAGAGCUGGCAUGGAAAAUGGGGCGCUAUCGUACUUCACAAACAUGGAGAAUUAUAGCUUUACUUUAUAACGAACAAGAGAAAGAUGUAGAAAACGAGCAACUGGAUGCGGAAAGCAUAGAAGAAGCCAAAAUAAAAGAGGAAAGGCAACAUAAUGAAGUACAAGGCAGCAUAGACAGCUAUGAGCAGCUAUCACAGUCAUCGGGAUAUACAGACAGCUUAAAUACCACAUUGUCACAAACACAAGUACAGUUCAGUCCACAAACCCCUUGGCAGCAUGAUGCUACAGUGAUGGAGUUAUUCAACUAUUAUACAGAGCAGGGCGAUGUCCAAAUGUGCGUUACUUUGUAUCUAGUAUUGGAAAAGUAUUUAGAUAUAGAUGAAAACCGCCUAGAAGAUUGGUUUACAGCAUAUAUAGACCUUUUACAUAGAUUCAAACUCUGGUCUACGGCUACAGCUAUUAUCAAGGCAUGCAAAGUCCAGAAUGUGAGGGAACGUAAUGAGAAUGCUACAACAAUCAAUGUUGCAUGUAAUACAUGCUUCAAGCUAGUACAAGGUACAAGUAACGGGGCAUGGGCCUGUGACAAGUGUCAUAGACUAUUAAACCCUUGUACUAUUUGUCACCAGACAGUCAAAGGCCUUUAUGUAUGGUGUCAAGGCUGUAACCACGGCGGUCAUCUUGCUCAUAUGCGAGGAUGGUUUGCUACAGAGAAACUAUGUGCAACUGGCUGCGGCCAUGCAUGCGUAUUGCAGCCACUGUCAUUAUAG
This is a messenger RNA of Rhizopus microsporus ATCC 52813, 2061 nucleotides long. Its product is annotated as WD40 repeat-like protein. Gene Ontology annotation, molecular function: protein binding. The record is from RefSeq and is a predicted model, not a curated record. NCBI's taxonomy places the organism in Eukaryota, Fungi, Mucoromycota, Mucoromycetes, Mucorales, Rhizopodaceae. Bases 1 to 2061 code for a protein of 686 amino acids. Gene Ontology annotation, biological process: positive regulation of TOR signaling. The transcript is spliced from 13 exons.